Molecule: messenger RNA, 282 nt
Organism: Aspergillus novofumigatus IBT 16806
Lineage: Eukaryota; Fungi; Ascomycota; Eurotiomycetes; Eurotiales; Aspergillaceae
Exons: 4
Coding region: 1-282 (93 amino acids)
Source: RefSeq, a predicted model, not a curated record
AUGGCAGACUCUACCGCCUCACCCUUCAUGAAUCUUCUUAUGGAGGUUCACCUUCCCAUUGUCGAACACUGCGACCAUGCGUCGAAGACGCCGGAAGAUGCUACGCAACAGGAAGCCUUCCUACAGGGUUACGAGCUAUGGCGCGAGAACUCCAACAAACACGCUUGCUUCAAACGGCGCACGAUGCUGGCAGUCGAAAAGUUUGACGACGGAAAGGCUCUCAGAAAACUUGUGAUCGCGCUGUAUACGUGCCAGGUCGACGCUUUCCGACUAUUGCACUAG